Molecule: messenger RNA, 6037 nt
Organism: Haliotis rufescens (red abalone)
Lineage: Eukaryota; Metazoa; Mollusca; Gastropoda; Lepetellida; Haliotidae
Product: rho GTPase-activating protein 15-like
Exons: 18
Coding region: 104-2491 (795 amino acids)
Biological process (GO): regulation of GTPase activity; signal transduction
Cellular component (GO): cytoplasm
Molecular function (GO): protein binding
Source: RefSeq, a predicted model, not a curated record
GAGCUCUAGCUAGCUUCCGUGUUUAGUAACGAUCGAAGGAAAAAGAAAAUAUGUGUGAAAAAUCCAGGAGGGAGAGAUUUAUUUCUUGAGACAACUGGUAGUUAUGUCAGUAGACGAGGAAAAGGGCCUUGUCGAAGUUCUCUAUGAUUAUUCCUACGAGGACGAUAAUGGCACGGUGACGAUAGUGACAGGGGAGCUCUAUACGCUUCUCGAGCAAACCAACACAGAAUGGUGGCAGGUUAAACGAAGUGACCGAGAGGAGACGACUUUUUACGUUCCAGCGCAGUACGUGCGGAUUAUAUCACAGGACGAUGCAGGCAUCUAUUGCAAUCAGGAUACGUUUGCCGUCGAGGAUGUGAACGAUAACGAUGGGAGGACCACGCCCCUUGACGACUUUCACAGGGAGUCCCCAAGGAUUGAUGUGUCAAAUGGGGAGAGGCCUGGAGUUCUCCCCCUAAAUACUUAUGAUGGGGGUAAUUCCGUGGAGGUGCAGUAUGCCAACCUGGACGAUUAUCGAAUGGAGGCAGGCCUUCCAAAACCAGUUGGUGAAACAAAACAGCAUGAACCAAUAGAAUAUGCUAACCUACCGCUGCCUGGAGAAGGAGAGAACUUUGUGCCUCCACUACCAGGAGAAGGGGACCCAGGACGUAGGCUGGUAGAAUAUCUCCCCUGGUAUAUCUACAAUGAACAUGGACCAGGAAGACCCUAUUAUAUUAAUGAAGACACAGGCGAAAGGGCUUUCAAACCCCCUAGGCAUAAAAAUCAGAAAAUUGCAGAGAAACUGUCGCCGACUUUACCGAAGGUGAACUUUGACCUGACAGGGAGCCUAACUUCACGGGAGUCAGAAUAUGAUGAGGUUAAGGAUGAUGGGAAGGUUUUCCACGUACACAAGAAGACAAAAGACAAGAAAUAUCAUAGAGCGUCCAGUUUAUAUGAGAGGAUUAGGAACGAGUCUGGGGAUGAGUUUUUCUGCCAUGUCAAAACAGGAGAGACAUUCUGGCAGCUGCCUUCUGAUCACAGUAUACGAGUUCAUAACGGCGAGACGGUGGACGAGAACCGGAACCGCCAAAUGAGUCAGUCGAUGAGGAUAUCGAAGGCAAAGUCACUGUGUGAGGGGAUUGACUUCAUGAAGGGAGCCAACAUGGCUGCCAAGUCUUCCACGCUGCCGCCAAGCUUCUCCUACACAAACAGUUUAUCGGCAAGUGACAUUCCUCAGUCCAGUGAGCCUCAGCCGGUGUCGCCCACCAUUAGGUUUGAUGCGGGCGAUACCCCACCAUCCAGCAAACCUAGGCCAUCCUCGCCUACCAUUAGGUUUGAUGAUCAGCUGACAGGAAUCCUGAACAAAGCCAAAAUAGCUGAGGUUGGCAAACGAGUCAAGAAGAACUGGAGCCAGUCGUACGUGGUGCUCCAUGGCUCCAACAUCAUCUUCUACAAGGACCAGAAGGCAGCAGUGCACCGACCUGGCUCCCCUCACGGCAAGCCCGAGUUCAUCGUCAGUCUGCUUGGCGCUAAGGUCAACUUUAGUCAAAACACGGAGGUCACAAGCAAGAAAAAUGUCAUCACGCUGACGGCUAACAGCAACACCCAGUUCCUGCUGCAGUGUGAUGAAGAAGCCACGGCCAGAAAUUGGUUUUUCCGUCUUAAGAUCGCAGCAGAUGACCUUCACGAUAAGAAUGAGAGGAAACCGGAGCAGAAACCGGAGCAGAAACCGGAGAGGAAACCUGAGCCAAGCCCCAUGGAAAAAAACAUUAUGAGAAGCCAGUCAGUGGAGGAGACACCAGGUGGCGCCUCGGAGAGGCACCCAUCUCUUAAUGCAACCUAUUUCCGUAUCCGGGACAAACUGCGCAGCCUCAUCACCCGGCGCCCCCUACAGGAAGAUUUGGUCAAACGAGGAAUUAUCAAAGACCGUGUGUUUGGGUCUGAUCUCCGAGAGCUGUGUGAGAGAGAGCAUAAUACUGUCCCGGCGUUUGUGACGAAGUGCAUCGCCGCUGUGGAACAGAAAGGUUUGGACCAUGAUGGAUUGUACCGAGUCAGCGGAAACCUGGCAGAGAUACAGAAGCUGAGAUUCAUUGUAGAUAAAGAGGAGACAUACAGUCUGGAUGAUGAGAGCUGUGAUAUUAACGUCCUGACGGGAGCGCUCAAACUUUUCUUUCGGGAACUUAAAGAACCACUGUUCCCCUUCAGCAUGUUUGAUCGAUUCACAACCGCCAUUAGGAAGGAGAAGAACUCCCAGAAGUUGCAGGCUUUCAAGGAACUUGUGUUGGAGCUACCUAAAUGCCACUACCACACUAUGAGGGCGUUGUUCAAACAUCUCACAAACGUCAUCGCUCACAGCAAGGAGAACAGAAUGCAGACACAGAACGUGGCCAUCGUGUUCGGUCCGACGUUGAUGUGGUCGGACGGCGAGGCGGGCGGCAUGGCCGUUAUGACCAUCAUACAGAGCAAAGUAGUAGAAUAUGUCCUGCUAGAGUAUGACCGACUGUUCCCUUAGCCAAUCACAGGACAGGUUACAAGACCUUCAGCCAAUCAGUGUCAAGGUAGUCAUGUGUCAUUAGUUUCAUGAAUUGCUGAAACUAGUUUUGAUGCUAGUAGUUUUGAUGGAGGCAGGUAGACGUCUGAAUCAGGUGAUUCACUUGAUGCUGCAGAUGGUGUAAAGGUUGUAGAGACAGCAGCUCUACAGAUUGCAUCAGCAUUUGUCUCUAGCAUGUCUUGUGAAUGGUGCAUGCAUGGUAUAGAAAAUAAAUCCAAGAUGUUUUUGUGAAAAUUCUUAGGCAGUUUGAAAAGGCAGUUUGAUGCUUAUUAGUUAAGUAGUUUGUGACAGUUUUGCGUGUUUCUUGGCCAAAGUAUUCUUUACUUUAGAAAUUGAUGAGUUCUUCCACGUUAAUUCGACAUUGUUGGAUUGAUGAUCUAACCCUGAAGAUGAGAUGAGUGAUAAAGUGAUUUAUACCAUAUCAGAGGAAGGGUGCACUACAAAUGUCAUAUUGUUUGACAAAUAUUUCUCUGACACAGCAUGUGUUAUUGUCAUGGUAUGCUGCAAGAAUUUUGUAUUAUUCAGCUGUUUUUGUCAGAUGUUUCUACGUGUUCUACUUCUACUCCCGGGUACCCAUUAUACAGAUGACUGCACAGGGAUGCUGUUACAUACGCGAGCCGUCAGGAUUCACUGAAGAAUGGAUGUAUCACGGUAUAUGUGAUGCAUGAUACAUGGGAUACUCUUGAUACAUGAUGGGAUGCGUUAUAUAUGUGAUACGUGAAAUGUAUCAGUGUUAGAAAUGUAGCACAGGUGGUGAGUUGCCUAUCACACUGAUUGUGAAGAUCCGGGGUAGAAUAGGCCUUCAGCAACCCAUGCUUGCCAUUAAAGGCGACUGAGCUUGUUAUACGAGGCAACAAACAGUAUCGGGUGGUCAGGCUUGCUGACUUGGUUGAUGCAUGUCAUCGUAUCCCAAUAGCGUGGAUCGAUGCUAAUGAUGUCAAUCACUGGACUGUCUGGCCCAGACUUGAUUAUUUACAGACUGCUGUCAUGUAGCUGAAAUAUUGCUGAGUGUGGCGUUACACAACAAACAAACAAACAAAAUCACAUUGAUUUUGAUAUAAUCAUGUAUGUCAGUGUAUGUCAUUGUAGAUCUUAUACAGAUACUGUACAGCACAGUCGGGUAGCCUAGUGGUUAAAGUAUUUGCUCUUCACGCCGAAGACCCGGGUUCGAUUCCCGACAUGGGUACAUAGAGUGAAGCCCAUUUCUGGUGUCCCCCGCUGUGAUAUUGCUGGAAUAUUGCUAAAAGUGGCGUAAAACCAUACUCACUCACUCACUCACUGUACAGCUCCGCCUUUGUGGACAGCUUGUUUACUGAGUUAACCCUAGCAUGUUUCUGUUGGUGGGUGCUUCCUCACAUGUUUCUUGGUUAUGGACAGACCUGGUACUAUCCGCCUGAUUGUUACGCUAUUCGUUUUGUAUAUACAUGUUAGUUGUUGAUUGUAAUGGUGGCCGGUGUGAUCUAAUCAUGUCGGCCAUGUUGAAGUGGUCACACACAUCACAACGAAGAUGACCCAUAGUUCACCCAUGGAAUUCUGGGAAAUUAGUGUCGGCAAUAAAUUAUUGAUGUUUGAACAUUCCAGAUAUUCUAGCCAGAUUACUUUGAUCAUAAUCAUGUAAACAUUCCAAAUUGAUAUAUUUAGUUUUGGACUACUGUAUGCAAACACCGGCAAGUUGUUUCCAAAGACCAGAACGAUUACUUUACUAACGGAGCAGCCUGUCUUGAAUUCUAUAAACUACCGUAUCGACGUAAUAAGCGCCCAGGGCGCUCUCAAAAUUAGAAAUAGGGGGCUCUUAUUAGAAUUAAAUUUGGCGAGAAAAAAAACAGUUGAAAGAUCGUAAAUUUUGUUGUUUGCCUGAAAUGAUACAAAAGAAAAGUCUGUGCGUAUUAUACACGACAGAUAUAUUUUCCAGAAUUUGAUUGCCCAUAAUUAAGGGUGCAUAUAACACACGAGUGCAUAUUAUACACAAAUAAAUAAGUCUUGUGUACAUGAAUCAAUUGGAAGGGUGCUAAUAGGGAUUGUUCACAUGCCAAUAUAUUAGCAAAUAUCCCAGUGGGAUACGGUAUAUGAAAUUUAAUAUACUCUUAGUUGAUUGGAAACAUGCUGAUAUUUGCACCUUUCUGCUUGAGUUAUUGUUUUAAUCUGUACAUAUUUACAUAUUAAUCAAGAAACAAAUACUAAGUUCAUCUGGUCUAAUGGCAGUUUUGAAUGCGGUUGUUUACAUAUUAUCAAGUGUUAUCAUUCCAUUAAAACAAUUUGACAUUUAAUCAGAUAUGUAAUGAAGAAUAUCAAUUUACAAAUGUAACCUGCUCAAAUGAACAUAUAUUUUAUUAAAGAGAAUCACAAUGUCCAUGUGAAAUAAUAUAAACCUGGAAAUAAUUGUUCGGAUAAUUGAUUUGAUGUAGACAUGGGUUGUUCUCCGACUGUGGAGGCUUCAGAUGCCAAACGUUUUGAGCCAUAUCUUGGCUGUUGAUUUACCCUAAUUGAUUGUACAUAGCUUUCGUAAAUCACUACGCAUGUAGGCGUUGAUCACAUAUAUAAUUGUGCAAUAUGCUAAGUUGACAAAUAUGGCAUUGCUAGGGUGGUGACAUUUCAGUCAGGUCAAGUUCCAACACACGCUUGUGAGCUAGGUUUCUAAACAGGGGCUGCUGAUAAAGUCUGAAGGACUGACCUCUUUCACCUGUAACAACUCGUCUGAGAUGACGUGUAUCAUGAUACCCGAGUACUGAGCAGGGGUGGCUCAGUUGUCAGAGUUAUGUCCCUUGGGCGCACCAGAAACCUAUCACUGUAGGUUCUAAUCCCUGUUCACCCCAAUUAUGUUUCUUGGUUUGUCAGCACCAUACCCGUGCUCGUGGGUUUCACCAAAAGUGGUUAAACGUCUGACACCUGCAUCACUUUGAGCUUUCCUCCUGCCUUAAGCUGACAAGCUUUGUUAUAACUGAAAUACUGUUCUUUAAGCUUUAAGCCCAACUCACUCACUCACUCACUGAUACCUUGAGUAACAAUCAGUGUCUAUGGCAGUCUUAUUAGACUCCGAUCUUUACUCUGAUACGCCACCUCUCUGCCUGAAGAUCUGACUGCCUCUACAUCCCUGACUGGAUAUGAUAGGGCACGGCUGGUACUUUCAAAUCAGCCAACGUUGAGGUCCUAAAUUUCCGUAAAAGCGAGGAAGCGAUUCAGUGCAGCAUAUCUAUCUUGCUGUAUCUGUUGUAGAUAUUUUUUAUACACCCUGUCAUUUCUGAGGACCAUUGUCCGUUCAGCCAAUAGGGUAGUAGUAUUGCUGUGCCCUUCCUGUACCAGAUCUAGGCUCUCAGAAUGCCUCUGUUCCCUAUACAACUUGGAUGUUCUUGCAAGGGACUAUUCGUAUUUUGUAGGGACUUUGCAUAGGUCUUCAGCAACCCAUGCUUGCUGUAAAAACGGCUAUGCUUGUCGUAAAAGGCGACUAACGGGAUCGGGUGGUCAGGCUCGCGGACUUGGUUGAUGCAUGUCAUCGUAUCCCAAUUGCGU